Colletotrichum gloeosporioides is the source of this 1080-nucleotide messenger RNA. RefSeq lists its product as uncharacterized. Lineage: Eukaryota; Fungi; Ascomycota; Sordariomycetes; Glomerellales; Glomerellaceae. The record is from RefSeq and is a predicted model, not a curated record. Bases 1 to 1080 code for a protein of 359 amino acids. The transcript has 2 exons.
AUGGCCGACGAACUGCCAAAACUACUUUGGGCCGACCUCGCCGCCAGAUUCACCUUCACCCACGCCAACCCUAAUGCCAACGACUACAAAGACCUCUUCCCCCGCCUAGAACCCGAGCCAAACCUGGUGCCAGGCAUCAAUGACUUCAUCCGCAUCUUCACAGAAGUCAUCGCGGAGCAUUCCUCUCGCGAACGCAGCAAAUACGCAAGAGAAUACACCAGCCCACCUCACGACGAGAUUCUGGUCGACGAUGAGACCGUCAGGGAAAUCAGCCCACUGUUCGGCCGGCUGCCUGGGUAUGAGCACCUUGUCAACAACCCCAGCUGUCGCCACCGUCCCGAUCCGCCGUGCAAAUGCCUCGUGCCCUACAGCGAGCGCCGUACAGACGGUCUCCUACGACGGUGGGAGGUGAACCACUGUUAUGAGUUUGAAGAGGUCAACGGCGCCGGCUGGAAAAGCUGGCAGUUCCUACUGACGCUGCUCAUCCACGGCAAAAUGGAGCCACUGCUCCGCCUCGCUGCAAAUCCUGACAACGACUUUGACAUAUGGUCGACGAGAAUGAUCAGCCAGGCGACCGGCGGCGACGCGUACUCGCAGUUACCCUACCUCUCUCACCUGUACUUCCUUGGCCUUCCAGAACGCCCAGCGGGCCUGGCUCCGUACACGCGGAUUCCCCAGCACGAUGUGUUCAACGUCGAAUACAUGCCGCAUGAUAGUGACAUCCGCCCAGUGGAGGAAAUGCUGAAGAAAAGAGGGCUGCCGACGGAGCUCGUCGCGGAGGUCAUGGAUUUGGCUAAUUUCAAGCCACGGCGAAGACUGAAAGUCGCACACGAUCCGUUUCACCGCGAUAAUCGGGAGGAGCUGGACAAGUACCUGGCGGAGUGCUGGGCAGUGAUGGUGCGAGGGGACGUGUUCGCAAAGGCAUUUGACUGCGAGAUGGACUGGGGCAACGAUUUGGUGAAGUCAUUCAAGCAGCUUUUCCCCGAUCUUCGCUCCAAAAGAGUUCCCAAGACGGUGCGGUCAGACGACGCCUACGUUCCCCUCAUUCAUAGGCUGGUUUGCAGAUCAGAUCAUGAGUAA